AUGACGGUGAUCCCCUCAGUUCUCGAGCUCAUCCAGCGAGUCUUGCCCAUUCAGCGAAGGCGAAAUGCUUCUCCAGUGAAUUCAAAUGAAAAGCGAUCGACACCAGCUUCUCGAGGAAAUCUCUUGCCCUUUUUCACCUCAUUGAUGUGGUUUUUCGUUGUGUUGUUGGUGUUAUCAGCGUUGAUCUCUCCCGCCGCCGCUCGUGAGCAGCGACUUUGCGGCCGAAAGCUCACCAAGCUUCUCCAAGAGAUUUGCAAGAACCGAUUGAAUCCACCAACUGAUGCGCACAACUCGGAGAAUCGAAUCGGCGUGGCGACGAAAUGUUGUGAAGAAAGAUGCACUCUACAAUAUCUCCAAUCGUUUUGCGCUCCCGAGGCGGAACCAGACUAC
Molecule: messenger RNA, 390 nt
Organism: Mesorhabditis belari
Lineage: Eukaryota; Metazoa; Nematoda; Chromadorea; Rhabditida; Rhabditidae
Source: the annotation of a GenBank genome assembly